Spea bombifrons (plains spadefoot toad) is the source of this 1233-nucleotide messenger RNA. It is a transcript of the gene MACROD1, whose product is annotated as mono-ADP ribosylhydrolase 1. NCBI's taxonomy places the organism in Eukaryota, Metazoa, Chordata, Amphibia, Anura, Pelobatidae. Gene Ontology annotation, molecular function: ADP-ribosylglutamate-[protein] hydrolase activity. Gene Ontology annotation, biological process: peptidyl-glutamate ADP-deribosylation; purine nucleoside metabolic process; DNA damage response. Gene Ontology annotation, cellular component: nucleoplasm. The record is from RefSeq and is a predicted model, not a curated record. The transcript is spliced from 11 exons. Bases 39 to 1085 code for a protein of 348 amino acids.
UCCUCGUCUUACAGUCUGUCUAAAUAUAACGCAUUCUGAUGAUCUCUAUGUUGCUCCGCCGUACGUUCGGUGUACUGUCAUUUGCACGAGCACCGCUGUUAGAAGCUGCUCGAUGUCCGUUUGGCGGAUCGCAUCUGUCACCUGCUAACUCCACUAAUCGAGGUUACGAGGCCGAUUUUAUCGUCUGCCGACAACUCAACUUUUCGACCGGACACCGGGUGCAGUGCUAUUGGUUCCUCACUGAUCACGCCCAGUCUGUGCUUUCUUUCGCUCUGAAACCGUUGUUGCUCAACAAGCUCGCUACUUCCAUCUUUUUCCCGCCUUAUUUGCUCAGACGGCAUAUGGCUACUAGUGGGAAAGUUGAUCUGAACUCCCCCUCCACCAGCUGGAAGGAAGCAAAAAGUUACCUGAAGGGUUUGAACAACAAGAAAAGGCGUGAACAUUAUGGCAUGAAAGAUUUUAUCAAACUCAAGGACAUUCCCACAUGGAAAGAUGCUGCAAAAAAGCGGAAUGUUAAACAGCCUGAAGAGGUGAAAUAUCCAAAAAACAAGGAUCUCAAUGAAAAAAUCUCCCUCUUCAGGGGUGAUAUCACCAAAUUGGAGGUAGAUGCCAUUGUCAAUACAGCUAACAGUUCCCUGUUGGGAGGUGGAGGGGUGGAUGGAUGCAUACAUCGGGCAGCAGGUCCUCUCCUAAAGUUAGAAUGUAGCUCUCUUGGUGGGUGUGAAACUGGACUGGCCAAAAUGACAUGCGGUUAUCUCCUUCCUGCCAAAUAUGUGAUUCACACAGUGGGUCCUGUGGCACAAGGUCAGCCAGGGCCCAGUCAGGAGGAAGAUCUGAAGAAUUGCUACAAGAACAGCCUGAAAGUGGCAGUGGAGGGCAAACUGUGUUCUGUGGCAUUCCCUUGUAUUUCCACAGGAGUAUUUGGAUACCCCGCAGAUGCAGCAGCUGAUGUGGCCCUGGGAGUAAUUAGGAGUGUUUUGGAGGAGGGCAAGGACAAGUUUGAUCGCAUCAUCAUCUGUGUUUUCCUGGAGAAAGAUGAACAGAUUUAUCUCCAGAAAUUUCCUGAAUACUUCCCUUUGGCCUAAUGUAGAGGUGACCCUCUAUGUGAGGAACUCUGUGGACUUGUCCAGUAAUCUGUAGGAGAACUCAUGGAGAUGUUUGAUCCUACACUCUUCAUUCACUGUUCUCCCUUCAUAUUUACAUUUAAAAUAAGUAAAGUCAAUGCUAUAAUCA